Molecule: messenger RNA, 996 nt
Organism: Cyphellophora europaea CBS 101466
Lineage: Eukaryota; Fungi; Ascomycota; Eurotiomycetes; Chaetothyriales; Cyphellophoraceae
Exons: 2
Coding region: 1-996 (331 amino acids)
Molecular function (GO): protein binding
Source: RefSeq, a predicted model, not a curated record
AUGCCCCUUCGAGACCUACUGAAGAAAAAGGACAACAUUGAGAACAACCAGGCACCUGUGGCACCUUCUAGUCUUCCUCAGGCCACCGAGUUCACCUUUGUUCGUACCGACACACAGAAUCAGGAGUUCAUCCAUCCUCCGGGAUUCGGUGCAGAUAACGAGGCCCGAGCCAGUGACGCAGAUGGCUCCCCGAAGAAAGGUUUGGGACGAUUUCGAAGACAUUCCAAAGCAUCUCCCAGGGAGACGUCCCCUUUACCGUCACCCUCAGCAAAGGAGCACAAGCGACUGUCUCAUCGACUGCACCUGAACAGAGACCGUUCCGCCAGUACAAGCUCUACACACCUUCCGUCUGACCUGCCGGACAUCGCAGACGACUUCAACCCGGAGACCCGAGAGCACAAGGAGGCAGAGUGGGAAGACCGGGCCACGAGACUUGCAUCCAAAAGCCCCAACUCGGCUACUUUCCCACCUACAACAGAGAUGUCACACCUGAAGACGGGUUCUGCCUCACGAAGUCCAAGCAGACCACGUAGUGUGAGUGAUGCUGCGAGCGACGUUAACAUCCAAGAAGCCAUCCGCCUGCACGAAUCUGGUCAGCUUGAGCAGGCCACCCAAAUGUUCCAUCAACUUGCUGAGCAAGGCAAUGUAUUAUCUCAGGUCCUAUACGGCUUGUCUCUCCGCCAUGGAUGGGGUUGCCAGCCUGAUACCCAGAAGGCGGUCACAUACCUUUCACAGGCUGCUGCAAACUCAGCCGAGGUUGAGUCACAGGCACUGAAAGCUGGAAUGACAAAGGGAGGUGCAGCCAAAGGAGAGCUAGUCCUAGCCAUCUUUGAACUUGCCAAUUGCUUUCGACAUGGCUGGGGCGUCCCCAUCGACAAAGUUGCUGCCCGCCAAUACUACGAAACCGCCGCGAACUUGGGCGAUACCGACGCCAUGAACGAAGCAGCUUGGUGCUACCUAGAGGGAUUCGGCGGUAAGAAGGAUAAGAACACGUGA